CGCGAGCGAUCUCCCGGCCACUCCCACUUGGCCGAGGCCGCCGGCCUUACUCUUGUUACACACUCAGGCUGUUGAACUUCUUUGACUGCUUGUAUACUACUGUGCUCUGUCGAAUAGCCAACCAUGUCGGACACACAGGAGGUCGCCCACCAAAGUGAACCUACACCCGCUAUUCCACCGGCAGCCCCGCCGCUGCCUCCCGAUCUACUUCUUGUCAUAUUCAUCCACGGGUUCAAGGGAACGGACAGCACAUUUGUCCAGUUUCCCCAGAGACUGCAGCAUAUCCUCUCCGAGACUAUCCAGAAUACAGUCGUGGAAUGCGUCGUCUUCCCAGCGUACGAGACCAAGGGAGACUUGACCGAGGCCGUGGUCCGGUUCGCCGACUGGUUGACCAACCUAACCGUGCAAAGGGAGGUAGCCAAUGGUACAGGUGGUGGCGCAGGCAAAGCAAGGAUAGUACUCUGUGGGCACAGCAUGGGCGGCCUGCUCACCGCAGAUGCUCUCCUCGAAUUCGUCCGUACACGACCAGACAGUGCAGCACCUAUCUGGCCGAACAUCGUCGCAUGCCUAGCAUUUGACACACCCUAUCUCGGCCUGCACCCCUACGUCUUCAAGAACAGCGCAACCCAAGCUGCCUCCUACGUCCAGAGCGCCCGCUCCGCAUACUCUGCCUUCCAAUCCUUCACCUCGAAGUCCCCAGUCACGACCACCGCCUCUGCGCCCAAGGCGGCCAUCACCGCGCCCCCGGUGGCCGCCCAGACUGCCAGCGCCUGGCAGAAGUGGGCACCCGCGGCGUAUGCGGUGGGCGGGGCGCUCGUUGCUGGGGCAGCAGCGGGCACUGCGUACUGGAAGCGCGAGGACCUUGGGUUAGGGUACAAGUGGGCGGCGGACCAUAUGAAGUACGUGGGCACGCUGUGGGACGAGCGUGCGCUGCACAGGAGGUUGGAGAGGCUUUUGGCGGUCGAGAGGGACAUGGGGGUCAUCUUCCGAACAUUCUACACCUCCCUUCCUGCAGAACCUUCGUCUAACCCGGAGCCACGUACAUUCAUCGUACUCCCCAAGCAGGGUACGAUCGUCGCAGAGCAUUUCCUGGAGGCACGGAAUGCGCUAGCGCAGGACGAAGUGCAGGCGCACACCGGUAUGUUCGGCAGUAAGACAAACGACGGAUACUACGAGCUUGGGCUGGCGACCGCUCAGUUCAUCAGGGAAGCUGUGGCUAUCAACAAGGAGAGUUCCGUCGCUGCAGGCACCUGACGCGUCUGGGAUAGGGCGCAACGGGGAUGCUGAAGCUCAUCCAGAGGUGUCGACAGUGCCGACGGGCCAGCCGGAGGAGGAUCUGUUGUUGUAGACUAGUCUACCGCAUCCCUCCUGGUUCCCGGGUAACACGAUUCUCGCCGCGUAAGUUAUCGUAUGUAUCAGUAUGUAUUGUACACCUUGUUGUACAACAGGUCAUCGGACAAGAUCCUUGAGUGACAACUUCAUAGCAUAUGCGUCCUCGCCGUCCGCAUCUACAAUCGGCGG
Fomitopsis serialis is the source of this 1521-nucleotide messenger RNA. RefSeq lists its product as uncharacterized. The coding region runs from base 124 to 1254 and encodes 376 amino acids. The transcript has 7 exons. NCBI's taxonomy places the organism in Eukaryota, Fungi, Basidiomycota, Agaricomycetes, Polyporales, Fomitopsidaceae. The record is from RefSeq and is a predicted model, not a curated record.